GUACUGCCUGUCUCUCGGCGUGUGCAUCUGUCCUGCUCUCAACCGCAGCCUGCGCUCUACCUUCUGCAGCUCCAGCCUACUCCUGACCGACAGCAUCAUGGCUCUCAGAGGCACCGUGACUGACUUCUCUGGAUUCGACGGCAGGGCUGAUGCCGAAGUUCUUCGGAAGGCCAUGAAAGGCUUGGGCACCGACGAGGACAGCAUCCUGAACCUGUUGACGGCCCGGAGCAACGCUCAGCGCCAGCAGAUUGCUGAGGAGUUUAAGACUCUGUAUGGCAGGGACCUGGUGAAUGACAUGAAGUCCGAACUGACUGGAAAGUUUGAGAAGUUAAUUGUGGCUUUGAUGAAGCCCUCCCGGCUCUACGACGCCUACGAGCUGAAACACGCUCUUAAGGGAGCUGGGACAGAUGAGAAAGUGUUGACUGAAAUCAUUGCCUCAAGGACACCUGAAGAGCUCAGGGCCAUAAAACAAGUUUAUGAAGAAGAAUAUGGUUCCAACCUGGAAGAUGACGUGGUGGGGGAUACCUCAGGGUACUACCAGAGGAUGUUGGUGGUCCUCCUUCAGGCCAAUAGAGACCCUGACACUGCAAUUGAUGAUGCUCAAGUUGAACUGGAUGCUCAGGCAUUGUUCCAGGCUGGAGAGCUGAAGUGGGGGACGGAUGAAGAAAAGUUCAUCACCAUCCUUGGGACACGCAGUGUGUCUCAUUUAAGAAGAGUGUUUGACAAGUACAUGACAAUAUCAGGAUUUCAGAUUGAGGAAACCAUUGACCGAGAGACCUCGGGGAACUUGGAGAACUUACUCCUGGCUGUCGUGAAGUCUAUUCGGAGCAUACCUGCCUACCUUGCAGAGACCCUCUACUAUGCUAUGAAGGGUGCUGGGACGGACGAUCACACCCUCAUCAGAGUCAUAGUGUCGAGGAGUGAGAUUGAUCUGUUUAACAUCAGGAAGGAGUUCAGGAAGAACUUCGCCACGUCCCUGUACUCUAUGAUCAAGGGCGACACAUCUGGAGACUAUAAGAAGGCCCUGCUGCUCCUCUGUGGAGGCGAGGAUGACUGAGGAGCUGCCUGGAGUGCCCUGGGCCCGCCUGCUGCCCAUCAGCUUCCUUCAGCACCACGCCUGCUUGCGUCCAGUGCCUGCCUGCCUGCCACGCUGCCUUACUCACACGAGUGUGUGCUAAUGACCAAAGCUGCCUCGGAUGAAAGCAGUGUUCUGCUGUUCUGUCUGACAUAGACCUUCCCAUGUCUCUCAGUCUAAUAUCUCUAGGUUGCUUUUUCUAUCCUCUUCUAAAGCUUCAUUUAUAUUAAGUUAAUAACCAUAUUACCUUGAUCGGAACCUUAGCCAUGAAAUUGUGAACUCUUGGAAAUGCUGUCCAUCAAGCUUAGCGCUCUAGCUGACCCGAAAAAUUAAGAUGGUCGUCAUAUUAGAAACGUUGCCGACAAAUAAACAUUCCCGUCCCUCCAAA
Molecule: messenger RNA, 1463 nt
Organism: Rattus rattus (black rat)
Lineage: Eukaryota; Metazoa; Chordata; Mammalia; Rodentia; Muridae
Gene: Anxa5
Product: annexin A5
Exons: 13
Coding region: 98-1057 (319 amino acids)
Biological process (GO): negative regulation of coagulation
Cellular component (GO): cytoplasm
Molecular function (GO): calcium ion binding; calcium-dependent phospholipid binding
Source: RefSeq, a predicted model, not a curated record